This is a messenger RNA of Nilaparvata lugens (brown planthopper), 546 nucleotides long. RefSeq lists its product as uncharacterized. The record is from RefSeq and is a predicted model, not a curated record. The transcript has 2 exons. Bases 97 to 399 code for a protein of 100 amino acids. Lineage: Eukaryota; Metazoa; Arthropoda; Insecta; Hemiptera; Delphacidae.
GGCUAGAGCCAUCGCUAAGGGAUUACGCCUUUAGUGAACAAUUGUAGAAACCAACUGAUUAACAACUUCUAAACUUGAAUUAUUCUUCUUUAUAGAAUGAAGUGCAAGAAUAUUCCGGCUGAGAUCCAUCGUGAAAGAGUUGGCGUUGCAUCUAGUGCAGAUGCUCGAUUCACCCAUAACAAGAUCGAAGUUGAACUGGUUUGUCGCCGCUUCAACGGAACUUGCUAUUAUACCACACAACCAAGAACAUCUCCAUCUAUUUCACUUGACUAUUCCGUAUGGAUUGGUGAUUUAUACACUUUGACUGUUCUGUACUGUAUGAAUUUGAGUAUUCAUAAGAAUGACUUGUCUUAUACUCCCUCCUGGAGUCUCCAAGACGAAAUCUUAAAAAAAAUCUAGUCUAUACACCAGGCUUCAUCAUAGAUUACUUCUGCUCAGAGUUGGAUUACCAUGCUAUAAUAAGUCAAUUGAUAACAUCUCCGAUAUGUCAAUAAUCCUCAUUUUAUAGUAAACCCUUGAGAUUGAAGUGCUAGAUGAAUUACUUGA